CCUCCUGCAACAAAGUACUGGAGUCAUCAUUUGCACAAAGCUCCAGGCGGAAAUCCAAUUAUAAUACACUACUGCAGAAGUCUCCGAACGAUGGAAGACGUGGCUCAGUACUUUCUGGGCGACAAAGUAAUAGGAUUCGACAUGGAAUGGAAGGCCUCAGCCACAUAUGCCGACGGCAUCAAAGAUAAUGUCUCCAUGAUCCAAAUCGCAAACGAAAAGCGAGUCGCGCUGUUCCACGUUGCCUCCUUCAUAGGAACGGACCCCAAACAUUUUAUUGCGCCUUCACUACGCCAGAUUAUAGAAUCACCCAAUGUCACAAAAGUCGGUGUUCACAUCAAAGCAGAUUUUACACGCCUACGCAGAUACCUCGGGGUCAACGCCCGAGGCAUUUUCGAACUCAGCCAUCUGCACAGACUAAUCAAAUAUUCCCAAUCGCAGCCGAAACUUGUCAACAAGCGCCUGGUCAACCUCAACGACCAGGUCGAGGAGCAUUUUGGACUGCCUUUGUUGAAAGAUGCUGAAGUACGAUGCAGUGACUGGACUCGUCCUUUGAACUAUGAUCAAGUUCAGUAUGCUGCGAAUGACCCGUAUGCCUGCAUCUGCUUGUACAAAGUUAUGGAUAGUAAACGACAAGAGAUGAUCCCUGUGCCUCCACGACCGGCACAUGCGGAAUUGGAUUUGCCAAUUCGCCUUGCGGAGAAA
Aspergillus ruber CBS 135680 is the source of this 702-nucleotide messenger RNA. RefSeq names its product 3'-5' exonuclease. Gene Ontology annotation, cellular component: nucleus; cytoplasm. The transcript has a single exon. Gene Ontology annotation, biological process: nucleobase-containing compound metabolic process. The record is from RefSeq and is a predicted model, not a curated record. The annotation marks the transcript as partial. Lineage: Eukaryota; Fungi; Ascomycota; Eurotiomycetes; Eurotiales; Aspergillaceae. Gene Ontology annotation, molecular function: nucleic acid binding; 3'-5' exonuclease activity.